UUUGUUGUCGAGUGCUCGUUCCCUCCCAACCCCCAAAUGCCCCCUUCGCUCUUCCUCCUCCCUCGAUCCCUGCUCGCAAGAAUCCCCUUCCUUCCACUCUCUUCUCGCGCGCGAGCCCUGACGAUGCCGGUCACAAGGCGCCCUUCGCGAUCCCUCGCAUCCGAGGCCAGGAGCCCCGACUCGAAGCUCGACCCAGGUACCGAAUGUCCUGGUGGCGUAUCUGAUCGAGAAAAGCGUGCUCAUCUGAGGAAGAAGAGGGUGAAAAGGAUUGUUGAAAUCGAUGAGAAGCGCGCCAAAGAAGAAGCUGCUGAUCGAAAAGUGUGUGACCUGAUUGACAUCGAAGAUUUUGCAUAUGAUAAGGUCAACCUAUCUGCGAUCUCCAAUGAUGUAAACCUCGACUCUUCUUUCCCUGCUUCUAAGAGGAAAAGUACACACCUAACUGAUGAGCCUAAAGCUGAUGCACCAGCAAAUUGGGAAGAAGUCCUUGAUGGGAUUAGGAAGAUGAGGUUUGCUGAUGGUGCCCCAGUAGAAACUAUGAGACAUGAGAAGUCGGCAAGUCUUGUGCCACCCAAGGAACAAAGAUUUGCGGUUUUAAUAUCUUCCCUUCUGUCAAGCCAAACUAAAGGGGCAGUCACAAAUGGUGCCGUACAGCGUCUCUCUGAGAAGGGUUUACUGGAUGCUGAUGCUAUUGUCAGAACUGAUGAAGCUACCUUGGCAAGCUUGAUUUAUCCAGUUGGAUUUUACUUGCGGAAGGCCCAUCACAUGAAGAAAGUAGCUGAAAUUUGUCUUGAAAAGUAUGGGGGUGACAUCCCUAGCUCUAUAAAUGAACUGCUUGCACUUCCUGGAGUAGGUCCUAAAAUAGCCUACUUGGUUAUGAUUAUGGGAUGGAAUAAUGUUCAAGGGAUAUGUGUCGAUACUCAUGUGCAUCGUAUUUGUAAUCGACUAGGAUGGGUGUCACGUCCUGGCACAAGACAGAAAACUUCGAAUCCGGAACAAACGAGAGUAUCCCUGGAAACAUGGCUUCCAAAGGAUUUAUGGGAUCCCAUCAAUCCCCUACUGGUUGGAUUCGGGAGGUCGGUGUGUACUGCUCUCAGACCCCGGUGCGGAACCUGCAUCAUAAAUCAUCUCUGCCCCUCUGCUUUCAAGGAAGCAAGAAGUUCAAGUUCAAAAGCUAAAAGAUCACCAAACUAGAGGACUUCAAACAUGACUGAUAGCCAUUGUUUUUGGUCUUACUCUGUUUCUUAGCUUUAGAUCUUGUUGCGGUUGUAAAAGGCCAACAUCUCCUUCAAAUGAUUGUAUCCACCA
Molecule: messenger RNA, 1305 nt
Organism: Musa acuminata subsp. malaccensis (wild Malaysian banana)
Lineage: Eukaryota; Viridiplantae; Streptophyta; Magnoliopsida; Zingiberales; Musaceae
Product: endonuclease III homolog 2, chloroplastic
Biological process (GO): base-excision repair, AP site formation; base-excision repair; nucleotide-excision repair
Cellular component (GO): nucleus; chloroplast nucleoid
Molecular function (GO): oxidized pyrimidine nucleobase lesion DNA N-glycosylase activity; DNA binding; 4 iron, 4 sulfur cluster binding
Source: RefSeq, a predicted model, not a curated record